AUGUCCCAAAGACCAGAGCCUCAAGUUGAUGUCCCUCCUGGUGAUUAUAAAAAGGGAGCAAAAAUUUUUAAGGCAAAAUGCGCCCAAUGCCACACAAUGAAUAAGGGUGGAGCUGUUAAACAAGGGCCAAAUUUAUAUGGAUUUUAUGGUAGAAAAUCUGGAGAAUCUGAUUUUCCAUAUUCAGAUGCAAAUAAGAAUUCUGGUAUAGUAUGGUCUGAUAAGCAUUUAUAUGAAUAUUUACUUAACCCCAAAUUAUAUAUUCCAGGAACGAAAAUGAUUUUUGCUGGUAUAAAAAAAGAAAAAGAAAGAGCAGAUUUGAUUGAAUAUCUCAAAAAGGCUUCGUCGGAAUAA
Molecule: messenger RNA, 351 nt
Organism: Plasmodium vinckei vinckei
Lineage: Eukaryota; Apicomplexa; Aconoidasida; Haemosporida; Plasmodiidae
Product: cytochrome c, putative
Exons: 2
Coding region: 1-351 (116 amino acids)
Biological process (GO): mitochondrial electron transport, ubiquinol to cytochrome c; mitochondrial electron transport, cytochrome c to oxygen
Cellular component (GO): mitochondrial intermembrane space
Molecular function (GO): electron transfer activity; heme binding
Source: RefSeq, a predicted model, not a curated record